This is a messenger RNA of Ipomoea nil (Japanese morning glory), 1119 nucleotides long. RefSeq names its product protein FAR1-RELATED SEQUENCE 5-like. The record is from RefSeq and is a predicted model, not a curated record. The transcript has 2 exons. Lineage: Eukaryota; Viridiplantae; Streptophyta; Magnoliopsida; Solanales; Convolvulaceae. Bases 1 to 1119 code for a protein of 372 amino acids. Gene Ontology annotation, biological process: regulation of DNA-templated transcription.
AUGGAUAUUUCUCCAGGGAAAACGAAUUAUUGGGUGCCGGUGUGUGACAAUGCGAUCAAGCCAUUCGUUGGUCAAUGGUUUAGCAAGUUGGACGAUGGUGUUGAGUUCUAUAUCCGCUAUGCACGUACUGUUGGGUUUAAUGUUCGUCGUGGCUCGGAUUCAAAGAAUAGUUGUGGGGAGGUAUUGAGGAAGUAUUUAUUGUGUUCUCGAGAAGGAUUUAAGCAGCCUGCUAAGGAGUUGUGUUCGGGUGGUGACGUGGUUAAUGACCCCUCAAUAUCAAAGAAAAGGCGUCGGGUUACGAAUAGGGUUGGUUGUAAUGCGAAGAUUAUUUUCAAGCUUAAGGGGUAUGGGGGUUAUUCUGUGUUCUAUUUGGAGGAACGACACACACAUUGUUUGUACUCGGAGGCAUCCAAGCCAUUUAUGAGGAUUAAUCGCAAGUUGGAUCUUGGGCAUCAAAUAUUUGUCGCUAAUUGUGCGAAGGCAAAUAUUGGUUCUAUCAAAUCGUGGAAGCUUUACAGGAAAAUGGUUGGAGAUUAUACUGAUGUUGGGGCCACCGGUGUAGACUUUCAGAAUUUUAAGCGUGAUUUAAUGGCAUACAUUCGCGGCGGCGAUGCACAAUUGAUUGUUGAGAAGUUCCUUCAUAAAAAAGAGUUAUGGUCUUCAUUUUUCUUUGACUAUGAUGUGGAUGAGUAUGAUCAGCUUUCACGUGUGUUUUGGGCAGACCCAGUAGCACGACGGAAUUUUGCGUGCUUUGGGGAUGUGGUUUCUUUUGAUGCAACGUAUCGGACGAACAUGUAUAAGCUUGUGUUUGUGCCAUUUACCGGCAUUGAUAAUCACAAGAAAUCAGUCACGUUUGCCGCGGGGUUGAUUGCGAAGAAAGAUGUUGAGUCCUAUGUCUGGUUGCUUGAUAAUUUCAAACGAGCUAUGGGCCACGAGCCAACAUACAUUCUCACCGAUCAAGAUCCAGCCAUGCGGGUGGCUAUCCCCACAGUGUUCAAUUCUGCACGUCAUCGCUUCUGCAUGUGGCAUAUCAUGUCAAAGGUUGGUGACAAGGUGGGUUCAGUGGUUGCCAAGGAUCAGUCGUUUCGCCGUGCUCUUAAUGAUGUUGUUUGGGACUAG